This is a messenger RNA of Drosophila santomea, 1647 nucleotides long. It is a transcript of the gene Sar1, whose product is annotated as GTP-binding protein SAR1b. Lineage: Eukaryota; Metazoa; Arthropoda; Insecta; Diptera; Drosophilidae. Gene Ontology annotation, biological process: endoplasmic reticulum to Golgi vesicle-mediated transport; membrane organization; intracellular protein transport. Gene Ontology annotation, cellular component: COPII vesicle coat; endoplasmic reticulum exit site. The coding region runs from base 215 to 796 and encodes 193 amino acids. Gene Ontology annotation, molecular function: GTPase activity; GTP binding. The record is from RefSeq and is a predicted model, not a curated record. The transcript has 6 exons.
AUCGAUUACCUCUGCCAAGUGCGAAACAGUCAUCGAUUUUUCGCAGCUUUAGCUUAUUGGUCACACUGGGGCUUAUGAUUAAAAAAAAACUGAACUGACUCCAAUAAAAACGUGAGCCGUCUAGCCCAGCAGCUCUCUUCCCCCCACAAAAACACACACAAGCCGCUUUCUGGAGCCACUCACCCGCAACCGAUAGCCACAAGAAACCAUCAGGAUGUUCAUCUGGGACUGGUUCACCGGAGUGCUGGGAUACCUGGGUCUGUGGAAAAAGUCUGGCAAAUUAUUGUUCCUGGGCCUGGAUAAUGCUGGCAAAACCACACUCUUGCAUAUGCUCAAAGAUGAUAAGCUGGCGCAGCAUGUGCCCACACUGCAUCCAACAUCCGAGGAGCUGUCCAUCGGCAACAUGCGCUUCACUACAUUCGACUUGGGUGGCCACACUCAGGCACGUCGUGUCUGGAAGGACUACUUCCCCGCUGUGGAUGCCAUCGUUUUCCUAAUAGACGCCUGGGAUCGUGGCCGCUUCCAGGAGAGCAAAAACGAGCUGGAUUCGCUGCUCACGGAUGAGGCGCUGUCCAACUGCCCCGUGCUCAUAUUGGGCAACAAAAUCGAUAAGCCCGGCGCGGCCAGCGAGGAUGAGCUGAGAAACGUGUUUGGACUGUAUCAGCUAACAACUGGCAAGGGCAAAGUUGCACGCGCCGAUUUGCCCGGCCGUCCUCUGGAAUUGUUCAUGUGCUCCGUGCUGAAGCGACAGGGCUACGGCGAGGGUUUCCGUUGGUUAGCGCAGUAUAUCGAUUAAGUCAGAAUUAACAACCACCAACACCACCACCACCACCAGCACCAUAUUUCAAGAACACCACUCAACUCUCAAACCGAAAACUUGGCUACAAAAUUUCCAAAAGAAAAGCAAAUUCGACCACAGAAACAAAACCGGUGGGAUAUGAACCCAGACGAAUUCAAAACGUCAGACCUUAAGCAAAACGAAGCUGCGUGCGCAAUUUCUAAUUUAUACAAAACAAAUAUUUCAUAAUAAUAAAAACGAGAAAACCAUACAAUGUACAUCUGUAAUUAAACGACGCCGUUUAAUCCAGCCACACACAAUCGCGGGAAAAUAGAAGCCACACGACAGGAGAACACAACACAACACAAAACAACAUGAAAGUGCAAACAACUUUUCUAUCUGGAACAUCGGGAUAAAUUGUAAGGAUUGUAAGGAGCUGAAGGAUGCAAGAAGUGCGAGUGCGCAAGGGAAACUUUUAUUAAUAAUUAUGAAUAACAAAUUAUAGCAAAUUAAAGGUGAUUUAUUUAAGAGCAUGUGCUUUCAACGACGAUGUUCCGCGAAUAAACUGUAGCUACCUACCUUUAUUUCAAGUUUAUGAAUUGUACAUGUCGCUAUUGAUUUCCUUUAUAGUUUACUUUGGCCGCCCAACAUUAUAUACGACUACACCCCAAUUAAGUUCCGUCGAGCGCGUUUCCACCUCCGAUAAUGGUACACUUUAGUUUAGCUAAAAUUUAUAAGUUGCAUGUCAUCGAUGUACUUUGUUUCAUUUUAUACAAUACGAAAGGGAAAGCAAUUUAUAUAAAAUCGCAUUUUUGUUUGCAAACAGAAUUCUAAAUAAAACGGAGAAAAGUAAUUUUGUAAAAUACGAA